Messenger RNA from Symbiodinium pilosum, 3372 nucleotides. The record is from the annotation of a GenBank genome assembly. NCBI's taxonomy places the organism in Eukaryota, Dinophyceae, Suessiales, Symbiodiniaceae.
AUGACUGAUGACGUACAGGCAGAGCCAACCGGUAAAACAAAGCAUCCCAGCGCCACCCCUACAGCGCUGGCGGGUGUACGCAUCAUCGAACUCGGCAGCGGUCCCACCACAGGUCUUGCGGGCAUGAUUCUGGCGGACUUUGGUGCUGAGGUGGUGCGCAUCACUCCACCACAAACACCAGAAAUAGAAAAAUUGCCCGGCGCCAACAUGUGGCAUCGUGGCAAACACACAUUGCUACUCGACCUGAACACAACAGAAGAUCAUCUGCAGCUGCAGCAACUUCUGGCAAGCGCUGAUGUACUGGUCUGCAACUGGCGUCCCGUCAGCCUGCGCGCCAGAAAACUGCAUCCAGAGCAGCUCAACAAGCAAUACCCGCAUCUGCAUUUCUGUCACAUCACCGGCUUUGGCGGCGAUGGACCUAUGGCUGAUUGCCCAGGCUACGAGCACGCGGUCGCCGCUUACUGCGGCAGAAUGCAGAUGUUCACCGGUAUCGUCGACAGACCGGGGCCGGUAUUCUCUGCUUUGCAGGUAGGUAUCCAUGCGUGUGUUCAGGCUGCUGUCAGCGGCAUCCUCGCAGCCCUUUAUGCCAGCCGGGAAUCUCACCGGGGCCAACUCAUUGAAACCAGCCUGCUGCAGGGAAUGCUGGCCUACGAACAAGGCCCCAUGCUCGGCGGGCAAUUCCGCGAGCGAUUCCCGGAUUUACUGCCGGCGCUUGCAGCCCCUACCGAAGAUGUGCCAAUGCCCAGCCUUUUUUAUCAUCCGGCCCAGGCCGCCGAUGGUCGCUGGAUGCAGUUCGGCAACCUGUUACCGCACCUGUUUGAUAACUUCCUGAUCGCAACUGAUCUGAUAGACAUUAUCGCUGACCCUGAUUUCAAUCCCAAGCAGCUGCUACUCACAGACAAGGACAAACACGAAGCUUUUCGUAACCGCAUGCUGGCCCGGAUCGCCGAGCGCACAUCUAAAGACUGGAUGGCCGACCUGAUCAAAGAUGGCGGCGUGGUGGCAGGCAUCUAUCAGACAACCCAGGAGGCGCUCAGCGAUCCUGACAUUGUGGCAAACGGACACGUGAUCGAAACAGCACAAGGCCAUAGACAGUUAGGACCUCUGGCACGCCUGACCGAGACACCUGCCCAGCCCGGCGGCAAUAGCAGCACAACAUCUGCCGAGACACUUGUAUCGCACUGGAUCAAUUCGCCUCGCCCCGGACCGGCACAAAACAGCGGCACACACCUGCCUCUGACCGGUCUAAAAGUUGUGGAGAUAGCUACCAUUAUUGCCGCCCCGUUGGGUGCUUCGUUCCUGGCGGACAUGGGUGCCACCGUUAUUAAGGUGGAACAGAUUGGCGGAGAUCCAUUCAGGGGCAUGCUGUCCGGUAUCGGCUCUGCUCGGGUCAACCCGGGCAAACAGAGCAUCAGCCUCAACAUGAAAUCAGCGGAAGGCCAGAAAAUUGUCCAUCAGCUGGUUGCUGACGCAGAUAUCGUCAUCCACAACUAUCGUCCCGGCGUACCAGAGCGCCUGGGCAUCGACUACGCCACGCUCAGCGCGAUCAACCCGGGUCUUAUUUUUCUGCAAUGUAACGGCUAUGGGCCGGAUGGACCCAGCGCGCUGCGACCCAGCACGCACCCGAUUCCAGGCGCCGCUGUGGGCGGUGUGCUGUACCAGAUGGGUGAACAUGUGCCCGACACCCUGCAGGACAUCGAUAACAUCCGUCUCUGGACAAGCCGACUGAUGCGGGCAAACGAGGUUAAUCCAGAUCCAAACACCGCGAUGGUGGUCACCAGCUCGGUGCUGCUUGGGCUUUAUGCGCGCCAGUCCACUGGCAAAGGACAACAGAUUCUUAUUGAUAUGUUUGGCGCCAAUGCGUACGCCAAUCAAGAUGACUUUCUGGACUACCCCGGCAAACCCGAGCGCCUGCAACCCGAUGCCGGACUUCACGGUCUGACACCCACUUACCGCCUGUACAACUGUGCAGAAGGACAAUGGGUAUUCCUCGCCCUGUUGAGCGAGAAGGAAAAAACAAAUUUUUCCAACACCCUGAAAAAUGCAGGCAUAGGAUCAGCAGCAGAUAUUGACUGGCACGCUGACCAUGCCAGCCUUACCCAGCAACUGAGCAGCGUGUUCCAACUCUACAACGCUGCGUACUGGCAAACCCUGCUGGUGCCAGCAGGGGUGGCCUGCGUGCCUGCAAGCGGACAUGCACCAAACACAUUCUGGUUAAAUGACGAUCAGGUCAGCGCCUGUGGCUUCAUAGCCCCUGCAAAACAUCCGCAAUGGGGUGACUACUUCCGCCACGGCGCGAGCCUGGGUAACCGCGGGCCGGUGCGUUAUGCUGCGAACCAUCAACUCCACCCCGACAUCCUGAGCGCCUACUGGGAACACGGUUUCUAUACCUUCACCGACGUCGUCGCUGAUGAGGAAAUCGACGCGCUACGGCAGGACAUCAACGUGCUAUUGGCGCGAGCACCCACAGGACAGCAUGCCAACACCGAUGCCCAGGGCAGACCCGCGUUUGGCAGUGAAUUUACCCGACCAACCUAUACCUUCGCAAAACCGUUGAGUGACCCCUGGGGAGGCACCACCCUGCUCAAUGGUCGCCACCCGACAAAAAUGAAUGAACCUCAGGCUGCGUCCAACGCGCCGGAUGAGAUCGUUUACCUGAUAUCUGGCAUGUGUCAAAGCAUGCCGGCAGGGCUCCGCCUUUACGGCCAUGCAGACCUUCUAAGCAUCGCCGCCGCGAUCAACGGCGACGACUUUGUCCCUUACAACGAUGCAAUUUUUGUCAAACAGGCCGGUUUAGGCGGCGCUGUCUCCUGGCACCAGGAUGGUGUGACACACUGGCAGGCUGAUAACUGGGACGAAGGCAUACACGGCUUUAACUUUCAGGUUCAGCUGUACGAGUGCACGCCACACAAUUGUUUGUGGGUGAUGCCAGGGACACACAAACUUGGGAAAAUCGACAUCAAAAAACUGGUUGCAGACAACGGCGGCUCAGAACAACUGCCUGGCGCGGUGCCGCUGACGUGCGCGCCCGGAGAUGUCACCGUUGUUAACCGGCAGCUGUUGCAUGGAUCGUUUGCCAACAGCUCUGACAACACGCGGAUUUCACUGACUUUCGGAUUCCACCGGCGCUCAUCGGUGCUGGGUGCAACCGGGGCACUCAGCCAGAGCAGCAGAGAAGUUUACGAUGCUCAACGCAUCCACGACCGUGCUUGCGUGAUCGGCGUGGCCAUUGAUGCCCGCGCGCAACACUACCCUGAUCAGCGCCGUUAUGACUAUCAACCACUCAAGGGUUUCGAAGACAGCCUUCGCUUCAACCCGGAAACCUACGCGCGGGUCAUCAAAGACUACAACCUGAAAGAUCUGUCUAUCUAG